UCGUUCCAACUGUUAGUGCGACAGAGAAAAAGAUCGGUCACUUUUGUUUUGUUCCUCAUUUGGUCUUCAUCUUUUGUUUUGAUUACUUUGUGUCUCUUUUAAUUUUUAUUCGGGCAAAUUAUUGUUAAUUAAGAGAAUUGAUUGCUUGAUAUGAGAAUUUGGUAACGAGAAGAUUGGAACGAUCAUUUGAAUAGUUGUAGUGAGAAAGAAAAGUGAAUCAAUUGUUGAUUGUCUCUUGUUUAGUUGCAACAGUUAAUUCUAGUCGAUUAACUAAAUAAUCUCCAUCAUCAUGGUGAAUAAUUCUAGUGAAACUGUUAAUCAACCUUCGGGUAAACAGUUGAUUGCCACCAUAUUGAAUCUUAAAUCGGAAAAUCGACUUUAUAAGUGUUUGAAUAAGGUGAAAGAUGAAAUUGUUAAAGCGAAAAUUCAAUAUACCGAAGAGGUUAAGAAAGAAAAUCUAUCUCAUGAAGCUACUUUCUUAGCAAACGAAAAAAUAAUUUCUGGACAAAAGAACGUCAUUGAUGAUUUAAAUAAACAAGUGGAGAGCCUGAACAAACAAUUAGCUACGACUAAAUCAUCGAUUGAUGAUAGAUCUAAAUCAGUGGAAACACAUCAAAGUACAAUCCAAAAACUUUCGUUUAACCUGAAAGAAGCCCAGAAAUAUAUUGACGAUCAAAAUUACGCCAUUGACCAGUUGAGGAAAAGGUUAUCGGACUGUAAGAAUGACCAUGAAAAUCAUAAAAAAGCUUUAAAAGAAAGAUUCUUGGAGAGGAUUGAAAAAGCCAAAGAAGAGAUGGAAGUGGAACGGAAAAGUCGACCCAGAAAUUGAUGCAAACACGGGAAUUUUAUGAUGCCGAAGGGAGAGAUCUCAGAAGGAAAAUCGAUCAACUGAAAGACGAAUUGGAUCUCUUGAGGAGAGCCGAUUUUAAUAGACCCACUCAAUCAACCAGCCGAGGAAAAGGUCGUAAAAGGCCAACAUCUACUACCAGAGAUUCUGCCGGUACUAAAGCUACUCCAAAUAAAAGAAAAGGACGACCAACUAUAAACAAGACAAAUCGAUUUCCUGAAGUCGAUUCUUCGACAAUAAUUGACGAUGACGACUUGGAAUCGGAGUCCAGACCAAAAGCACAGCAAAAAGCACCGGUAGCCGAUUCUUUAUUCCCAGAUACUCAGAAUGACCGAUCACCUUCACCAAUAAUUUGGUUAUCUCAACCAAAUUACAAAGAGGAAUCAGAUACAGAGUAAUCGAGAGGGAGAAUUUUUUUAUUUUCUCUUAUAUUUUUUUACAUUUUACUAUAUUGAAACACUGAAAAGUUGAAUAAUCGCCUCUGAAGGGAUAUUCAUAUAUAUAUAGACAACUUUAUCACUUUAAAAGAAAAAAUUAUCUCCCAGCUCAGCAUUAAACCGGAAGAAAAGUUACAAAGAUGAAACAUUUUGAGUCGUGGAAAAUAUUGGAAAUUAUGAUUGAAGCCGAUUGAUUAUUAGUUUACGAACUCUAACCAGAAAACCGAUCAAGUUAAUUUGUCCCGAUUUAAGAUUACUGUUGAUAAACUCUUCGAUUUUUUUAAAUUCCUCUUCCAGAUCUUUGAAAUCAGUUUCCAAAACUAUA
Molecule: messenger RNA, 1609 nt
Organism: Panonychus citri (citrus red mite)
Lineage: Eukaryota; Metazoa; Arthropoda; Arachnida; Trombidiformes; Tetranychidae
Exons: 2
Coding region: 290-829 (179 amino acids)
Source: RefSeq, a predicted model, not a curated record